CGAGUCAGGCUGACCCUUCAGCGAGAGGCUGCCGAGUCUUGUUUAUAUGUCCCUGAUUUAUUCUCUUCACUUCUGCUUCUCAAAUGCUUUCAGAAAAUAAAGGCAUUUGGAAUUUCUUGUUCCCUAACAUUUUCCAUAACCAUCACUUAGAAAAAAACCUCACAAAACAAACCAACAAGCACCCUACAUAUCACCAAACCACACUUCCUCCCCCUCCAAAAAAAAAAACCAUCCCCCACAAUGGAAUACCUCGAACGCACCAUCUCCUACCUAACAAAAUCCAUCCGCGCCCACGACUCCAAACUCCUCCCUUCCACCCCCGCCUUCACAUCCCACCCGACCCCAACCCUCACCGUAACCUCCCCCUCCUGCGGGCCCUCCGAUUCCCGCCUCGACAACGACUACAUCGCCGGUGAAGGCAAGAACCUGAUUCCCUCGCUAUCCUGGACACUGCCUCCUUCCAUCUCCGCUGCGUCGGUGAAAGAGUAUUUGAUCUUAAUCGAAGACGCGGAUGCCCCGCUCGGAUUCCCGAUUAUGCACGCGGCGUUCUAUCACAUCCCGCCAGAGAAAACGAGUUUGGGGCCCGAGGAUAUAGAGAAAGGGGAAGAAGGGGGAAGGUUGAGGGGCGGGUUUAAAUAUGCGAAGAAUAUGAGGGGCAAUGUGUAUAUGCCGCCGCGGCCGUUGAGGGGGCAUGGACCGCAUAGGUAUUUUUAUGAGGUGGUGGCGUUGAGUGAGAGUGUGGGCGUGGAGGGGAAGGGAUUGAGUGCUGUUGCGAAGAAGGAUGAGCUUUUGAGGGGGGUGGAGGGGAAGGUUUUGGGGUGGGGACAGUGGGUUGGGGUUGCGGAGAGGAGUUGA
Messenger RNA from Mollisia scopiformis, 855 nucleotides. RefSeq names its product PEBP-like protein. The record is from RefSeq and is a predicted model, not a curated record. NCBI's taxonomy places the organism in Eukaryota, Fungi, Ascomycota, Leotiomycetes, Helotiales, Mollisiaceae. Bases 241 to 855 code for a protein of 204 amino acids. The transcript has 2 exons.